GGCAUAUCUUUGUGUGUGCAGCUGCAUCAAUGUUUGUGUCUGCUUCAGAAACAGCAGAGGAGCUUUCGGGAGGGGUUUCUUCUGUGCCACGCUUCAGCCAUGGCCGCAAAGGUUGUUCACUGGAAGAGCUAUCUCCAGGUGAUUCUGUCCCGUGAAAGCCGGAGAGUUGAGUGUUUCCAGAAAGCAGAGAACAUUCUGCUUAUUGUACUGGAGAGAGUCAAUGCGAUGGACCCCAGGUUUAUAGUGGAUUAUUCAAGAAACCUGGAAGCCUUGGAAUUUGCCCUCUCUGCUGCCGAGGAUGAAGUAAGCAUGGAGGUUCCCUUGUGUAUCGAUGCGGAUGCCCUCUUGAUGCAGGAGUGUUCAGGUGAACAGAGCGACUCCGAGAAAGUUACCCGUGGGAACUACCAGAUGCCAGGAUCUUGCUAUGUAGGAGUACCUAAGGAAGGUGCUCACCCUGAAAACUGGACCAAAGAAGAUGUAUUCAGUGCGGUGGGUGGUACUGAAUCCAGUGGCCACAUUGUGCCAGGCAAGGUCCUUCAUCUCCUGAAAGAAUUGAUCAUUGCUGCGAUUGUGCAUUGCAGACACCAGUCCCUUAUCAAACCAGGUGAACUCAGUGCUGAGAGGCUGAAGGAUGAUGACAUGCAGCUGCCUUUGCUAGUGUCCAGUGGAUGGAAAAUGAUCUGCUUCAAUGUUGUCCCUGUAAUAAGGAGAAAGCAGGAUGUUCUGAAACUCAGCAACAAUUGGCGAGAAAAGGGUUUCCCACAAAGCAGCAUGAGCAAAGUCACUCAGGAAGCUGACUACAUCCCUGCCAGUUACUAUCACUGGAGAUAUUCCACCAACCGUCCCAUCCUGAAACUCAUUCAGAUUGUGAGCACCCUAAAGGGGUAUCGUUUGGACAGCCUCCGCCUCCUUGAUCAAGUCGCCCAUGAGAACUGGAGAGAGGAAGGCAAGAAAUGUGGGCUUGCAUUUCACCACUUGAAGAUGGUGUUGCUCUGGGCCACUCACUUUUUCCCUUCCCCUGAAGACUGGAUGGAUCUGGAAGGGUCCGUGUAUCGUCUUCUGGUGAUCUUGCUUUGUUGCUUAGUGACCAAACACCUCCCCCAUUUCCUGUAUCCAGAGCAAAAUAUGUUCCAGGGUGAUGAUGUCUUGGAACUGAGCUCUUUGUAUCCCAAAGUGGAGAGUUUUGCUAUCGAACCUGAGCAUUUCCUGAAGUUCAAUUUUGUAAGGGAAGGCAAAACACACCAGCAGAUGGACAAUGGUCUCAAAGCCUUACUUCACCUCCCAGCUGAGGAUAAAGCCUACUGGAGCACUGCCUUCUUUGAUAUGCUGCUUAAUAAGUUUCAGAUGUACCAUAUCAAAGACACACAGCGGAUUUCUGCUAUGUCCCAACUCUUGUCUAACAUCAAGAAAAUGGUGAAGAACCAGAGUUGAAAACAUUACUGUGGGAUCACAAGCUUUCCUGCCUGAAUGGACUUCACUUUGUUUCCUGUGAUCAAAAUUCCUAUCUGUUGUUGUUAAUGGCUUAUUUUUAUUUUUGGCUGUUGUGAUAAUUGCUUUAACAACAAGAAGAGCACACACAAAAUGACAACUUGUAAUUGUAACCUGGUGGAAAUCACCAGACGGCAAUUCCAUCAUUAGGAAUGAGGGUCCAAUUUUCUAUCCACUGUUUUUUAUAUAAGAAGUGAAUGUCCACAGUAGUGUUAUUUUAUGUAUAUAGUGCUCUGUAACAAUUAAGGGGAAGGAAUAAUAUAUUCACAUACUGUAACAACUAGGUGAAAGAUUCUGAGUCUCUGCAUCUCAGCAGAACAGGGAGGCCUGUGCCUGAGGGAGAUGCAAGGUUCCUCUGAAAGAAAUAUUUUUUAUUUUAUUUAUUUAUUGAAUUUAUAUACCACCCUAUACCUGAAGGUCUCAGGGCGGU
Molecule: messenger RNA, 1918 nt
Organism: Podarcis muralis (Common wall lizard)
Lineage: Eukaryota; Metazoa; Chordata; Lepidosauria; Squamata; Lacertidae
Gene: MAB21L4
Product: mab-21 like 4
Source: RefSeq, a predicted model, not a curated record